AUGGAGGCAGGAAUUUCGCAACAGGGAAGGAAUUCUUCCUCAGUGAGAUCAACUAUUGUUGGGACUUUUAGUCAUGAAAAGAAGAUUGUUUCUAUGCUGGUCGUCUGUGUUGUGAUCGCAGCCAACAUAGAAAAAGGAGUUGGCUGUUCCGAAGAUGAGUUCUCUUGCCUGGACGGAACUAUAUGCAUUUCAUGGUCUCGGUUUUGCGACGGAUAUCCUGAUUGCAGAGAUGGCAGUGAUGAAUUUGUUUACAGAGAUCAAAACCAAAGAGGAGGCAUCGAAUGUGAUGCAAAUGAUAAACGUGAUAGUAAUAAAAAAUGUUUACUGCCAUCUAAAUAUAUUUGUGAUGGAAGAUCUCACUGUACUGAUGGGGUGGACGAGUGUCUGUGCAAUAACACCAGGGAAAAAAAAGAAUUGUUAAACGAAAAAUGUUUUCACUGUCUCAAUCAUCCGACCAUCAUAAAGUUCGGUAAAGUGUGCGAUGGUAUUUUCCAUUGUCCCGAUUUAUCUGAUGAAUGCAUAUGUAGAAAACGAGGCCCACCACCUGAAUUAUGCAAUUACGUAGACUGGGGUCAAAACCAAUCUCCAUCGCCGCAAUGGAAAUGCAGCACAGGCGACAAUUCGCAUGAGUUUAUUACUUCAACGAAAAUUUGUAACGGAAUCGUCGACUGCAAAGAUUCGUCGGACGAAACAAAUUGUGAAAACAAUUGUUCAGGUUCAAUAAUGGCUGAUGGAGAAUUGAAAACUUGCAAGGCAGAUUAUCAGUGUCUGGGUUCAGAAGUAUUACGAGGAGUGAAGUGUGAUGGAGUCAUUGAUUGUAAAUACGCAUUGAAAGAAGAAUGUAGGGAUUGUGCAAAUAAACCAGCAUUUUGCUCUCGACUUAGAAAUUAUGGGGACAGGUAUGAAUGUAAUGACGAAAUACGGAUCGAUUCCAAUAAAAUUUGCAAUGGAGUUAAAGAUUGCUCUGAUGGGGAAGAUGAACAAAAUUGUCCAAAUAGGUUUCACUGCAAUUCAGGAUUUCCAUUGCAUGUAUUCAAUAGGACGGUGUGCAACAAACAAAAGGAUUGCGAAGAUUUAAGCGAUGAGAUGCAUUGUAGUAAUGAAACACAUUUUUACUGCAAUGAUGGAGGAGAACCAAAAUUCAUUGCAAAAAAACAGGUUUGCGAUGGAAGCGAAGACUGCACAAGCAGUCUUGAUGAAUGUCUUGACAGAUGUAUUUCUAGUGCAUUCUCCAAUGUUAAUUUAAUGAUCAGUAACGAACACUUUGUUUCAUUUACAUGGAUGAUCAGUUUGUUUGCUGUUAUUGGAAAUUUAUUCGUGUCAAGUAGAUCGAUUCGAAACAUCUUCUUUUCUAAACAACAACUUUUAAAACAUGAAUUAAUCAUUAAAUAUUUGAUAUUUAACUUAUCACUCUCGGACUUACUUGUAGGGUUAUACACAUUGGCCAUUUGUAUAAAGAAUGCAACAAUAACAAAGGAUUAUUGUAAAACGGAUAGGCAGUGGCGAAGUGGAUUCACAUGUUCCGCUCUUGGAACUUUGCUUUUGAUUGGAUCAGAAAAUUCAGUAAUUACUCUAACCAUUAUUACAGGAUUUCGAAUGAAAACUGUAUUGAGGCCUUUCGCAAAGGAAACAUCAAUGAAAAUGAUCGCAUGUCUGUUGACACUUUCAUGGGUAGUUUCCAUUGUGUUGGGACUUAUCCCAUUCUUCAAUCAGGACUUUUUCAUCGACAGCAUUUGGUACGACAGACAUCCAUUGUAUUCAACUAUUAAUAAAAAGGAUGUUGUAAAUCUGUCUCGUUCACUUCUAACGAAACAGAGAUUCGAAGAUGAUCCUGCUAUAGAAGAAAAACUUGGAACAUGGUCGUUGCUAGAAUCUCUAAUCAGCGAUUUAAAUUCGACGUACAAGGUCGAACGUAGGUUUGGAUAUUACUCCACACACGGAGUUUGCCUUCCCACUUUGUUCCCGAACCCUAAUACUGAUACUGCUUGGUUGUAUUCGCUGUUCAUCCUUCUCGUAAACUUCCUGGCAUUCAUCUUCAUUUUUAUCGGCUACGUCAAGAUAUACAGGAAAACUCGAGAAAAGAAUGCUGCAGUCAGCGACAAACUAAGGGCAGAACUGGCAAGAAAGAUGCAAACAAAAAUUACCCGGAUUAUUAUCACUGAUUUUCUCUGCUGGAUGCCUGUCUGCAUAAUGGGCUUUUUACAAGUUUCUGGCAUCAACAUACCAUAUGAUGCAUACGUCCCUGUAGGAUUGAUUAUUAUUCCGAUCAACAGCGCCCUCAAUCCUUUCUUAUAUUCUGAUGUCCCUGAUUACGUUUGGAAGAAACUGAGCCCCAUCAGAUCAUGGAUUUACAAAAAUAUCAUGGGACGAUGUGUUCGUAAUAACUUUGAUGAGAAGAAACCAAGUAGGAAUAGAAGAAAUGUUCAGAGUGGUUCCAAGUCGACAGAGGUAUAGUUCAACAACUCAAUUACAAAGAGUCGAAGAAAUUCAAACCUCAACCCAACGCGAAACCACAGUUUAAAAGGAUUGACAACAAACUUACGUUCUUUCCGUCAGAUAACGG
This is a messenger RNA of Styela clava, 2563 nucleotides long. NCBI's taxonomy places the organism in Eukaryota, Metazoa, Chordata, Ascidiacea, Stolidobranchia, Styelidae. The record is from RefSeq and is a predicted model, not a curated record.